AUGUCGCCAACCGCAAUACUGCGGUACUUCGACCCGACUGCGGCCACAGCCUCCAUGUUUCUCUAUGCCCAAGGUAAUUCGGUAGUCUGCUGCCACCAUGACACCCUCACCAUCGAGAGGAGGUUCUCCCGCCAUGACGACGAGGUGCAGAUCCUGGCAGUCGACAACCAAAGUGAGUUGGGGGCAGGGAGGCUAGUGGUCAGCUACGACGCAGGGCAGACCGCGAUAGUGUGGGACAUAAUGUCUGGUGAAGAGGUCGCACGCUUUGCCUCGUAUGAGCACCUGACCGUGGCCGCCUGGAUGAGGAAUGGCAAUGUUGCGUUCGGCAACACGCAGGGAAAUAUUAUCCUUUUUGAGCCGACGACAUCAGAGCACAUUUCGGCCCGGACCAUUGAUCAAAUAGCAGUGACAGCGCUGGCACCGUCAGCCGACUGCCGAACCUUUGCGAUAGGAUAUCAAAAUGGCUCGUUGCUGAUCGCGACACUUCAGCCAAGAUUCACAAUUUUGCACAACUUGACCACGUCAAGAGCGCCAUCUCCCAUCAUUUCACUGAGUUGGCAUGCCUCUUCCUCACGGCAAAAGUCGGAUAUGCUGGCUGUCCAGACAAACGAUGGUGAUCUGAGGGUCUGGAGCGUAUCCAAAGCUUACAACAGUGCGGACCCAGCAAAGGUCGUACGCAUCCUCAAAAAAUCGGAGAACUGCCUGGCUGGUCCUAACUGGAUGGGUUGGUCCAAAAAUGGAAGAAUUAUUCAACACAGCGAAUCCGAAACCCUGUCUUGGGAUGUACGGACCAAGCAUGUGACAUUUGACAAGAUCCCUACUUUGGAACACACCAAGGGACUCGCCGUCUACGGGCCAGGAGCGAGCUUGUUCACAAUCGCCGCCAACAACACCGUGCAACAGUUCGACCUCAACGCUCCCGCGAUGAUGGUGGCUAACGUUCAGCAUCCUGCUAAUUUGCUACCUCCAUCUCCGCCAGUGUCGAUCGAGGAGCAAGAAAAGGGAGCAAGCACUGCGUCCGAAUCGGAAAUGGGCUCCAUACAAAUCAGCGCAGAUAUAUCCGAGAGCGAUGAAGAUGCUGCGCCGCCAAUGGCCAGGAUCGCCAGAGCUGGAAACCUCCACCAGUCCUCGGACGAGGAUCAGUAUCGUACUGCAAGCCCGGCAUCGAGUGGCAUUUCAGAUGUAUCAUCCACCAGCUCAAGAACUCCUGGACGUUAUCAGGCGUCGCUUCGAUCUCGCGGAAUGACAGACAACACUUACAUCUCCACUGGCUCCUCAAUCCGGUCGUCGACCUUCCCACAGGAGAAGCCCAAGCGGGAAAGCUCGUCAAUGUCCACCAGUAGCCUGAGUUCUGUCUCCAUGGGAUCGUCCACAAGCCGAUCCCGACACAGGCCGUCUCGUCUGAGACACGAGAUCCCGCGAAGUCCUGAGGAUUCUAGGGUCGUGGACCUGUUCAAAUUUACGAGAACCCGUCUCAGCGAUGUCCCAUACAAGAGGCCUCCCAUGGUCGACAACAGCCGCUUGACAAACGACGAUCUCCGACGGCAGAUGCUCUGUACAAUCUUCGGAUGGACCAAGGAGGCCGAGGACCUGGUUCGUGAUGAGAUGAGCCGCCACCCACAGGGAACGCCCAGCAGAAUCCUGCUUGCCAAAUGGUUGGGAGACAUCGACCCCGACAUCAUGACUGCGAAUGCUGAGAACAUGACGUCUUCGGAUUGGAUGCUUCUGGCGUUGAGCGGCAUAGGUGGCACAGCAGCACAGCACAAGCUGGGUCUGGCGUACGUUCAACGACUACUCGAGACCGGCGAUAUUCACUCGGCAGUGACGAUCAUGAUUGGAAUGGGUGACCAGACUGAUGCGAUUGAGGUGUACAUCUCUCACAAGAAGUACCUCGAGGCUUUGAUCCUGACCUGUCUCUUCUUCCCCUCAGUGUGGGAGCGGCAAGCACAGAUCGUGAAGAAGUGGGGAGAAUGGGCUGUCCAGCAUGGACACCAGCAAUUGGCGAUCCGAUGUUUUGCCUGCUCUGGCAAGGAGUCAGAUGAACCUUGGACCUCACCGUCCGCACAGCAGAUGACGUUCCAGAGUAUCAAUACAGCCGUGAACCCCAGUAUCCCUGAAGUCCUUAGCCCUCCCCUCUCACCACCCGGCUUGAACCGCGGGCCUCAGCGAAGCAUUGCUAAGACAUCUGCACUCAAGCUCAUCACAUCGUUUGGAGACCAGAACUCCAAGUCAAAGUUCUUCUCAACCAACGAUGGCGGGCAGACACCGAUCGCAGCUGGCGUCACUCCCAUUGCCGAGUCGGCCAUCUCGCCAAGGGCGGAAGACAUGACGACCGCCUUCCUCAGGCCCUCUAAUCGCAGUGCCUUCAACACGCCGACGACGGCGCGCUCGCAGACCAGCAACUUCGGCCGCGGAAGGCUUCCUUCUAUCGGAGAGAUGCCAAGCGAUGCUAACCUGCGCAGCACUGCGAAGAAGUCCAGCGCACAGCCUCCCCAAGGAAUCGAUGCUCUCACUCCACCAAUCGACUCUCCUGCCCGUCAAGGUCACAGGAGCAAGAAAUCCACCGACGAAGAGUAUACCGCCAUGGGCAUGUCACUGGAAAGAGCAGCUACAGCCAGCCCCAUGAUGAUGAAGAACACGCACCGCAGGAAGGAGGCCCCACCGCCUUCUCCUUCGCCAGAUUCCCUAGCUAUACUCAUGCAAAGUGGCCGGAGGAGCCGCAAUGGACCCCGCGAGCGCAUGCCCAGCGGACUGGAACUGCAGCUCCAAUCUCUGGACAACGCCGUGGGCAGCGAUGUAACCUCGCCUGAGCAAUCGGUCACGUCGUCGACUCGCUUCCACUGGCCGACUAGACGCCGUGCGCCACCUUCUGUUGCCAGCUCCACAACUUCUGCUUCUGCUGCCUCGAGCGUUGCCAGGGGCCCCCGAGGUCAUCAAGGUGGGAAAAGCUUGGACGACUACAUCAGCAGCCUUGAGGCAGCCAAGACGAAGUCCCGCGGCGGUAGCCGGGAGGGACGCAACAAGACCCGUGACGGCAGCGCAACACGCAAGGGAGGCUCUCGUGAGCGAUCUGGUGACCGGGGCCGUACGGCUUCUCGAGGCUACACGCCCAGAGCUGGCAAGAGAUCUCCAACUUCUCCGGUCCCAAUGUCACCGGAGGAUUUGCUCAAUCUGAGCACUCCUAAUUUUAACUCGACCAGAUAUGACGAUCGAGGUCGAGAAAUUGAAGAGCCUGCGACUGUCCGUAAGGCGAGCACUGUUCGAGCUACCUCUAGAAGUCGUCCUCGUCGGGGCGAGAGCCGUGACGACAUGCGGCCUGCACCCCUCGAGAUUCCUCGCGGCCGCAGUAAUGAUCGCCAAGGCUCAGGAGCACGAUCCCCUUCGUCACCUCUUCCUAUGUCCGCGGGCGUUCAGCACUACUUCGGGUCCGAGGACGAAGAAGACUACAGGAGGGCCAAAGAGGACCAGGCCAAGUUCCGCAGCAGGAAGGCCUUGUCACGUGGCGGCAGCAAGUCCCGUGAACCUUCUCCCGGUUUGCCGAUGACACGCGAAAGCUCCAAGGCUAGGGAGCCACAGGAAACCAGAUCUCGUACCCCACGCGUUGAGUUCGCAGUUUCCGGGCGCGGAGACCUGAAAGCCAUCAAAGAUGAGCGUCAGCUUAAGAAGGAGGCCGCAGCCCGUGAGCUUGAGGAGCGCCGCAAGUCUCUCGCCAAGCGCCCGCUCGCCCCUCCCAUUCCUCACCCGGAUGAGCUGUCCCCAUCAUUCCCUGGUGCGAGCAUCCAGCGCGCGCCAACUGCUUUCGAGCUUCCCAGCACGACUUUCGUCCAGCCCAAGGAGCUGCCGCCUCGCAGCCGUACCGCGGAGCCCGAUAAGCGAAGCAUGUACGCUCAACAGCCGACCCGCCCUUUCAUCGGUCUCCCCGCCACUCCCAAGGCAAUGCGACUGGUCAUGGAGGGCCAGAAGGACAUCAGCCCUGACGAACCUGUCCCGCCCAUCCCCACGACUUUCGCUCAGGCCGAGUCGCCCAGGUCACGACAGAAUUCCCCGCAGAAGGAAACCAGUUCCCCUCAGGCUGCGGAAGGCCAGAGCCUUCUCACUCUGCUCCCUUCCACUGUCUAUCAGCCGCCAUCUCGACCGGGUAUCCAGCGGUGCAUGUCCGCACCGCCGGAGGAGCCGGUUGCGCCCCAAGCUCUUCAAGGUGACGGCAGUUUUGGCCACAGCAGGCUCACCAGGGGCCAAUCUCUCAGGAAAUUGAGCACACCCGAUGCGCAUUCGGCGCACAAGUACAACCGCACUAUUGACGGGGUCAUAGAUGACAACCUCGUCGGCAGAAGCAGCCACUCGCGCCGCACUUCGAACGCUGACCAGAUCCCGCCGCCGCCGCCACCUCCUCCAGUCUUGAAGGAAUUGCAGCACCUGGCCAUACCACCCCCACCACCGCCCGCACCUCUCCCGUUCGCGCACGGCGGCAAGCCACCCGUCGUCUAUGGUGCCUCGGGCACGAUCGAAAUCGUCAUGGACAACGAUGACUCCUCGCAGUCCGAGAACAACCAGAAAGUCCAGCCCCUCUCUGAGACUACCGUCCCCGUGAUUGCCCCACCCAAUCCGCCUCGCGGACACCACCGCGGCCGCAGCAGCGUGGACAACAGCAUCGCGGGGCGCAUCUCGCGCGCUACGGAGAGGAUGAGGAGCGGAAGCCGGAGCCGCAACAACUCGAGUGUCGUCAGCCGGACCAAGUCCCCGAUCGAGAGCGCGGGCCCAGCACCCUACGAGAGCAUCCCCUUGCCACCAAAGGGCCCGCCAGUCAGCUUCCACAACCGCGAGCUCAAGUCGCCCAUUGACGGCAGGACGAUGAGGGAGGAGUUCGACCUGAGCCAGAAGAUGAUCUGA
Molecule: messenger RNA, 4890 nt
Organism: Diaporthe amygdali
Lineage: Eukaryota; Fungi; Ascomycota; Sordariomycetes; Diaporthales; Diaporthaceae
Exons: 5
Coding region: 1-4890 (1629 amino acids)
Biological process (GO): positive regulation of transcription by RNA polymerase II
Cellular component (GO): nucleus
Molecular function (GO): transcription factor binding
Source: RefSeq, a predicted model, not a curated record